Dermatophagoides farinae (American house dust mite) is the source of this 2495-nucleotide messenger RNA. RefSeq names its product glycine--tRNA ligase (gene GlyRS). The record is from RefSeq and is a predicted model, not a curated record. Gene Ontology annotation, cellular component: mitochondrion; cytoplasm. NCBI's taxonomy places the organism in Eukaryota, Metazoa, Arthropoda, Arachnida, Sarcoptiformes, Pyroglyphidae. Gene Ontology annotation, biological process: mitochondrial glycyl-tRNA aminoacylation. Gene Ontology annotation, molecular function: glycine-tRNA ligase activity; ATP binding.
UACAUCCACAUGCAUGCAUUGCCACAUCACACGAAUUUCAACGUGACGUUAUCUCACGCGUGGACAAAUGAUGAUUGAUCAGCUGUAAACAGUGAUAUUUUAACCCGAUACCCGUAAAGAUUCAGAAAACGAGUUUGUCGUUACCGGUGUGUGUGUGUGUGUGUAGAUCGUAUAACCAGUUUUUUGAGCUGAAUCGAAUGUUGUUACCAAUUGAAAUUGUUGUUGGCCAAUAUUUCCGUAGUUCAACCAGACAAUUGGUAGGAAAAUUUCAUCCAUUGUUAUUUGAAAGUCGAUUGUUGUUUAGUCCAAUCGUUGCUGCACGUAGAUUAUUAUAUUUAUCAUCACCGUCAUCGCUGCCAAAUAAGAAAACUUUGUCGAAUUGGGCAUAUAAAAAAAUUAAUCGAUACAAACCUUUGUAUGUUGAAAAAAUUAUGGCCGAAUUAGAUCCAAAAAUUGCCGCUGAACUUGAACCAUUUAGACAAUCAGUGAAAGAACAAGGUGACCUAAUACGUCAACUUAAAGCGGACAAUGCACCUGAAUUGGACAUUAAAAAAGCGGUGGCCGAAUUAAAAAAUCGAAAACGCGUUCUUGAAGAAAAAACACUGCAAUUGGCACCACCAGAUUCUGGAUUUGAACGUGCCAAAAUGGAAGAUCUGAUUAAACGUCGUUUCUUUUUUGAUAAUUCAUUCGCCAUCUAUGGUGGUAUUACUGGUCAAUUUGAUUUUGGUCCAAUGGGUUGUGCCAUCAAAAACAAUAUGAUUGAUUUGUGGCGAAAACAUUUUGUUCUACAAGAACAAAUGCUUGAAGUGGAUUGUACGGUUUUGACACCUGAACCAGUAUUGAAAGCAUCGGGACAUGUAGAACGUUUUGCUGAUUUAAUGGUCAAAGAUCUGGCAACGGGUGAAUGUUUUCGAUUAGAUCAUUUAAUUAAAGCUCAUCUGGAGAAAUUGGCAUCCAAUUCAAAAACUUCUGAUGAAAUUCGACAAGAAUGUCAAUCUAUUGUAACCAAAUUGGAUGGUUUAAGUAAAGAACAAAUGAAUGAAAUUCUUCAGAAAUUCAAAAUCAAAUCACCACUCACCGGUAACGAUCUAAGUGAAGCCAUCGAAUUUAAUCUUAUGUUUUCAACAAUGAUUGGACCAUCUGGCCAGGUUAAAGGUUUUCUUCGUCCUGAAACGGCACAAGGAAUAUUCGUCAAUUUUAAACGACUUUUAGAAUUCAAUCACCGACGAUUACCAUUUGCAGCUGCACAGGUAGGCAAUGCUUUCCGUAAUGAAAUCAGUCCACGAUCCGGUUUAAUUCGAGUUCGUGAAUUUACAUUGGCCGAAAUCGAACAUUUUGUCGAUCCAUCAAAUAAAAGUCAUCCAAAAUAUGAAACGAUUGCCGAUUUGGAAUUGAAUCUUUACACUGCUUGUAAUCAAAUGGACGGCAAAGCAAGUGAAAUGGUACGAAUACGUGAUGCUGUCGAUGGUAAAAUUAUUGCCAACGAAACGUUAGCCUAUUUUAUUGGACGUAUCUAUUUGUUUAUGGUGAAAGUUGGAGUGGAUCCAAAACGGCUUCGAUUCCGUCAACAUAUGGAUAAUGAAAUGGCUCAUUAUGCUACCGAUUGUUGGGAUGCCGAAUGUUUGACAUCGUAUGGUUGGGUCGAAUGUGUUGGUUGUGCUGAUCGUUCCUGUUUUGAUCUAUUACAACAUACAAAAACUACCAAUGUUAAAUUGGUGGCGGAAAAAGAUUUACCAGCACCUAAAAUUGUAAAUGUUGUUGAAAUUGUACCAAAUAAGGGCCUAAUGGGUAAACAUUUCAAAGCUAAUGCUCAAAAAGUAAUGACCAGAUUAAGUGUACUUGAUGAAUCAGAAAUCAAAUGUAUUGAACAAACAUUGAAUGAUGGCCAGAAUGAAUUCAUAUUGAAUCUUGACGACGAAAACAAAGUGACCAUUACAAAAGAAAUGGUAACAAUUAAACGAUAUGAGAAAAAAGUUCAUGUUGAAGAAUUUACACCAGGUGUUAUUGAACCAUCAUUUGGAAUUGGUCGAAUAAUGCAUACACUAUUCGAACAUAGUUUUCGUAUCCGUCAAGAUGAUGAACAACGAACCUAUUUUGCAUUACCAGCUGUUGUAUGUCCAAUCAAAUGUUCACUAUUACCAUUGAGUAAUCAUAAUGCACUCAAACCAUUUGUCACACGGCUAUCCACACAAUUAUCAGCAGCAGAUAUUUCAUUUAAAUUUGAUGAUACCGGUUCGAUUGGUAAACGUUAUGCACGAACCGAUGAAAUAUCCGUACCAUUUGCCAUUACGAUCGAUUUUGAUAGCUGUAAAGAUGAAAUGGUUACAUUGAGAGAACGUGAUUCUACUGAACAAAUUCGAUUGCCGAUAAAAAAUGUCGUCACCAUCGUUAAAGAAUUGUCGAUGAAUCUACGUCAAUGGGAUGAUGUUCGUAAUCAAUAUGGUAUCUUUGAUCCUUCACAAAGUUCAUCGGAACCACCACCAUCAUCACAAUAA